AUGACUUCUAUUCCAAUUCCAACUCCAGCCGCCUCCAACGCCGCCGGAGAGCCACCGCAAGAAGCGGCUAACGACACGAAGUGGUCUACGUUGCCGAAAGACAUAGUUUUGGGAUGUUUAAACCACAUACCGAGAAACGAUCUCUUGAACGUCUCUUGCGUCUCCAAAACCCUAAGGUUGCUUGUGACCUCCCCUGAGCUCCAACGCAUGAGGUCGUUCCUCCCCAAGGACACCGUUUACUUCUCCUGCCACUACCAAGAGAGCUCUCACUGGUUCACUCUACGUCGGAGUAAGAAGAAGAAUAAGAAGAGGAAGAAGACGACCGUUAUGUACCAAUUGCUCCCAACUCAGUUCCCUUGUCAUGAUGAGAUGCGUUCUUCUUCCAACGUCGCUGUGGGAUCAAAGAUCUACUUCAUAGGAAGAUCUUUCGUGUACACCACGGAAGUAUGGAUCCUCGACACUCGCUCUGGCGAGUUAACACAAGGACCAAGCAUGAAGAUCGCGAGAACUCGUCCUGUAGUUGGUGUGAUCGACGGCAAGAUAUACGUUUUGGGAGGGCGUCAAGAAGAGAGUAAAGUGGAAGUGUUCAACCCGAAAACGGAAAAGUGGGGAUUCGUAGGGGAGGAGAAAGUGAGAUGCAAAACAACUUCGUUUAGUGUGACAUUGGAGAAAAAGAUUUACAUGGUGGAGGAGAGGAUGUUCUUUGUGUACGAUCCAAGAACAGGUCGGAAAGAAGUGUUGAUGAAGGUUCAAGACGACGAUGGGAUUGGUUGUAUGUGUGUGGUGGAGGAUGUGCUCUAUGUUUACUUUGUGCAGCGUGGGAUCAUGUGGCUUGACACCAAGGUUAACAUAUGGAGAAGAGUGUUGAGCCGUGACGUGGGGAAGACGCUUGACAUCAAGUAUCCUGCUGGCACUGCGAUGACCGGGUACGAUGGGAAGCUUGCGGUGUUCUUGCGUGGCGGCAAGGCUGAUACUGAGGUGAAGUGUGUUUUGUUUGACUUGGUUAGAGUUGGAGAAAAGAUUUAUGGGAGUCUUGAGUGGUUUGGUGUUGUGGCAACAAUCUCAAAUCGGUUUUAUUUUGCUGAUUGUUUAACUGUUUCUCAGUGA
Molecule: messenger RNA, 1107 nt
Organism: Microthlaspi erraticum
Lineage: Eukaryota; Viridiplantae; Streptophyta; Magnoliopsida; Brassicales; Brassicaceae
Source: the annotation of a GenBank genome assembly